CAGAGAUUUUCAUUUUCAGAUAGUGUCCGAACGUCGAAACAACAACACGAAGACAUCUCCACAAAGAUUUUUUUUCCUUUUUCCAUAGCUUCGAUCUUCCUCCAAUGUCUGUCAACGCUCCCAUAUCGUCUCACCCGAGAACACAGUUCCUCUCCAACCCCGUUCUCCCUCGCUUUCGUCGGUCAUACUCCGCCGUGAAAUCACCAGCAGCCUUCUCCGUCGUCUCAAUGGCUCCCCAGAAAAAGGUGAACAAGUACGAUGCCAAGUGGAAGAAACAAUGGUACGGAGCGGGACUAUUCUUCGAAGGGAGCGAAGAAGUAAACGUCGACGUUUUCAAGAAGCUGGAGAAGCGAAAAGUACUAAGCAACGUUGAGAAAUCCGGCUUGCUCUCAAAAGCAGAAGACUUGGGAGUCACGUUGUCAUCUCUUGAGAAGCUUGGUGUUUUCUCCAAAGCAGAGGAGCUCGGUCUUCUCAGUCUCCUUGAGACUUUAGCCGGUACAUCUCCUGCUGUCUUGGCCUCGGCUGCAUUACCGGCUCUGACGGCUGCUAUUGUAGCCGUGGUGCUGAUUCCUGAUGACUCAACUACUCUGGUGGUUGCUCAAGCGGUUUUGGGCGGUGCUUUUGCUCUUGGAGCUGUUGUUUUGUUGGUGGGUUCUGUUGUUUUGGAUGGACUUCAAGAAGCUGAUUGAGUUUUCCUCUGUAAACAAAACACAACUAAAAACAUUGCUGUACAAUUGUUUUUUUUGUAAUAAAGUUUCUAUAGAAGGACUA
Molecule: messenger RNA, 771 nt
Organism: Raphanus sativus (radish)
Lineage: Eukaryota; Viridiplantae; Streptophyta; Magnoliopsida; Brassicales; Brassicaceae
Exons: 2
Coding region: 105-689 (194 amino acids)
Source: RefSeq, a predicted model, not a curated record